UACAUGGGCUGUAUCGAAGUGCUGCAGUCAAUGAGGUCACUGGAUUUUGGCAUGAGAACCCAAGUUACAAGGGAAGCAAUAAGUCGCCUGUGUGAAGCUGUCUCUGGGGCAAAUGGAGCCAUUAAAAAGCGAAAGCCUCCAGUUAAGUUCCUAUCAACAGUUCUUGGCAAAAGUAAUCUUCAGUUUUCGGGAAUGAAUAUUAAGCUCACCAUCUCAACAUGCAGCCUCACGUUGAUGAAUAUUGACAACCAACAGAUUAUUGCAAAUCAUCAUAUGCAGUCUAUUUCAUUUGCCUCUGGAGGGGAUCCUGAUACCACAGACUAUGUUGCCUACGUAGCUAAAGAUCCAGUUAAUCAACGAGCCUGCCACAUAUUGGAAUGCCGCAGUGGAAUGGCCCAAGAUGUCAUCAGCACCAUAGGGCAGGCUUUUGAACUCCGGUUUAAACAGUAUUUGAAAAAUCCUUCUUUGAACACUUCUUGUGAAAGUGAGGAAGUGCCUCUUGACGGUCCUGCUGCGGAGAGAGAAGAUCAUGAGUAUUACAAUGAAAUCCCAGGGAAGCAGCCACCUGCAGGUGGUGUUUCAGAUGUGCGGAUCAAAGUCCAAGCCACAGAACAGACGGCCUACUGCCCCAUACGAUGUGAAAAGUUGUGCUAUUUGCCUGGAAACUCCAAAUGCAGCAGUGUGUACGAGAACUGUUUAGAACAAAGCAGGGCAAUAGGUAACGCACAGGAGAGAGGAGGGCAGUCCCAACAAGAUGCCUCAUUCAUGAAGCACACGUGUCGAGUGGAUUUCCUCAAUGACCCCUGCUACAUAAAUACACAAGCUCUUCAAAGUACACUUGGCUCUGCCCCAAAUCAAAGCUCAGCUCACUCACUGGGGAGCCCGUGGCACCGUCAAAAAGCACCAGAAACUGUUCAGCCAGGUGCUACAGCCCAGCCUGCCAGCUCACAUUCUUUGCCACACAUUAAGCAGCAGCUGCGGAAUGAAGACUGCUACCAUGGCAAGCUGAGCAGGAAGGCAGCAGAGAGCCUCUUGGUAAAGGAUGGGGACUUCUUGGUUCGAGAAAGUGCAACGUCUCCUGGUCAGUAUGUGCUAAGUGGACUGCAGGGAGGCCAGGCAAAGCAUCUUCUCCUGGUGGACCCUGAAGGCAAGGUAAGGACCAAGGAUCACGUGUUUGAUAAUGUUGGCCACCUCAUCAGAUACCACAUGGAUAAUAGUUUGCCAAUCAUCUCUUCUGGAAGUGAAGUAAGCCUUAAACAGCCAGUGAGAAAAGAUAAUAAUCCAGGACUUUUGCAGUCCAACAAAUGACAAUGUGGAAGUG
Messenger RNA from Hyaena hyaena (striped hyena), 1321 nucleotides. It is a transcript of the gene SHC4, whose product is annotated as SHC adaptor protein 4. The annotation marks the transcript as partial. Gene Ontology annotation, cellular component: plasma membrane. The transcript is spliced from 11 exons. Lineage: Eukaryota; Metazoa; Chordata; Mammalia; Carnivora; Hyaenidae. Gene Ontology annotation, biological process: intracellular signal transduction; cell surface receptor protein tyrosine kinase signaling pathway. Gene Ontology annotation, molecular function: receptor tyrosine kinase binding. The record is from RefSeq and is a predicted model, not a curated record.